AUGGCGGCCAGGGUGGUGGACCUGCGCGCGGACACGGUCACCAAGCCCACGGAGGCCAUGCGCGCCGCCAUGGCCGCGGCCGACGUCGGCGACGACGUCCGGGACGGGGACCCCACCGUGCGGCGCUUCGAGGCGGAGAUGGCGGCGCUCAUGGGCAAGGAGGCCGCGCUCUUCGUGCCCUCGGGCACCAUGGCCAACCUCGUCUCCGUCCUCACCCACUGCGACGUCCGGGGCAGCGAGGUCAUCCUCGGGGACGACUCGCACAUCCACCUCUACGAGAACGGGGGGAUCGCCACCAUCGGCGGCGUGCACCCCAGGCCCGUCAGGAGCAACCCCGACGGCACCAUGGACAUCGACAGGAUCGUCGCCGCCAUCAGGAGUCCGGAUGGGGUGAUAUAUUACCCGACCACCAGGCUCAUCUGUUUGGAGAACACACAUGUAAAUUCUGGUGGAAGAUGUUUAUCUGUAGAAUAUACGGACAAGGUUGGCGAAAUUGCCAGGAGUCGUGGCCUGAAGCUCCAUCUUGAUGGAGCUCGCAUUUUUAACGCUUCCGUGGCACUUGGAGUUCCUGUAGACAGACUUGUGAAAGCUGCUGAUUCAGUUUCGGUAUGCCUAUCUAAAGGUUUAGGUGCACCUGUUGGAUCAGUUAUCGUUGGUUCAAAGGCCUUCAUUGACAAGGCCAAAUUUCUUAGGAAGACCCUAGGUGGUGGAAUGAGGCAGGUUGGAGUUCUGUGUGCUGCUGCCCAUGUUGCCGUUCGUGACACUGUGGGAAAGCUUGCGGAUGACCACAGAAGGGCUAAAUCUUUGGCAGAGGGACUGAAUAAGAUUGAACAGUUUACAGUGGAUUCAGCUUCAGUCGAGACCAACAUGGUGUUCUUUGAUAUUGUGGAUUCACGCAUAUCAUCGUACAAGCUGUGCCAAAUCCUGGAAAAGCGCAACGUGCUUGCAAAUCCGAGGAGUUUAAAAAGUGUCAGGGUAGUCCUCCAUUACCAUAUUUCGGAUAGCGAUGUUCAAUAUGCACUGACAUGUUUUGAGAAAGCUGUUGAAGAGCUGCUGAUGGGCGAUACUGAAUCCGAGCAUUUGGCAGAUGGUGCAACCAAAAACUCGUAUGGGUACUAG
Panicum hallii is the source of this 1119-nucleotide messenger RNA. RefSeq names its product probable low-specificity L-threonine aldolase 2. The transcript has 9 exons. Gene Ontology annotation, molecular function: L-allo-threonine aldolase activity. The record is from RefSeq and is a predicted model, not a curated record. Gene Ontology annotation, cellular component: cytosol. Gene Ontology annotation, biological process: L-threonine catabolic process; glycine biosynthetic process. NCBI's taxonomy places the organism in Eukaryota, Viridiplantae, Streptophyta, Magnoliopsida, Poales, Poaceae. The coding region runs from base 1 to 1119 and encodes 372 amino acids.